Messenger RNA from Cyphomyrmex costatus, 555 nucleotides. RefSeq lists its product as uncharacterized. The record is from RefSeq and is a predicted model, not a curated record. Bases 1 to 555 code for a protein of 184 amino acids. The transcript is spliced from 3 exons. Lineage: Eukaryota; Metazoa; Arthropoda; Insecta; Hymenoptera; Formicidae.
AUGUGGACAAAUCUUACUAAAGAUCAACCAUGCGUCACUAAAAUAUCUGAAUGUUCCUCACAUGAAUGUCAAAAAGAGAUACGUAAUAUAUCAGUACUUGGUGUUAAUCAUCAAAUAAUUCAUAAAAAGGGAUUUAUGUGCUUGGAAGAAGCCCUUCAUCACAAUUUUCAAAUAAAGAAUGUUAAAUGUCAACGAUCUGAAUGUCCUGGACGCCGCACUGAAUAUGCUAAAUUUAAUUUACAUCUAUAUAUCGAACUUGAUAUUCGGGUAUCUUUAGAUGCUAACACAGGCAUUAGUUGUCAAUUAAAAGAUUUUCCUAUAACAAUAAAUAUUUUAAAACAGGAAUAUAGAUUGGCUGGGGUAAUCGCAUAUACUAGUCAACAUUACAUAGCGUAUACCAGAAGAAUAUACGGCACAUGGAGAAUAUAUAAUGAUUUAAUGAAGUCCAAGCAAUACUGUAAUGAAGAAAAAAAGAUAGAACCACAUGCAGCAAUAUAUAUAAUAAUUAUAGUUCUGACUACCAAUACUCGGGAAUGGACUACGAAACAUCAGUAA